Molecule: messenger RNA, 2009 nt
Organism: Pseudo-nitzschia multistriata
Lineage: Eukaryota; Bacillariophyta; Bacillariophyceae; Bacillariales; Bacillariaceae
Source: the annotation of a GenBank genome assembly
CGCCCCCGGUUUUGGGUUCGUCCCGUGGUUUGUUGGUCUGUGCAGGGGUCCUUCGAAUCGCCGCAUCGCACAACAUCGCAUAACAUUUCAUAACACAGAAUCGCACAUUCGUACCGCGAGCCCAACAUGUCCAACAAAGAAGCGGUCGUGCUGGUUCUGGACGCCGGCCAGAGCAUGGGCGUCGGUCUUUUCACCGAUCCGGGGAACGAUCCUCCGGCACGGGCGCCAAGGACCCGGUUCGACUGCGCAAAAGAGGCGGGCAUGGCGAUCCUUAGCGACCUCAUGGUCCGAUCGAAAACAAACGAAGCCACCGUGGUGGUCUUGCACACCGAGCGAACGAACAACUUCUUCUUUCGCGAGGACGAGGGGGACGGAGGGGAGGAACAUUCUUCCUCCGCGCAUUGCCCCUUUCCCAACAUUACGGAGUUUUCCGGAAACGGGGAGGUCAUGGGAAUCCGGCAGCCCCUCCCGGGCCUCCUCAGGAGAAUCCACGGCCUGAAACCUGGUAGUAUAGCCUGUGGCAGCGGAAGGGGCGACUUCGAAAGCGGGCUGGUCUACGCCGCGGACGCCCUCUACCGUAGAACGGAAGGAAAACGAUACCGGCGGAGGAUCGUUCUGGUGACGGACGCCGAGCACAGGAUUGGAAGCACGGAAGAGCGUCCCCGGCAGCUCCUGGUGGCGCUGGAGGGCCUCCGGGCCAUGGACUGCUCGAUCCAGGUGGUGGGGAUGGAUUUUGUGAAGGGUGCCGACUUUGGCGUUCGCCUGGAGGGGCCUUCCGAGAUCGAGCGGGAGCCGGCGGACGACGCCGCGAUCGGUGGCGAUGGCAGCGGCGGGGAAGGGACUGAUGACGACGAGGACGAGGACGACGACGAGGACGACGACGAGGACGACGACGAGGACGACGACUGCACACCCGGGAUCAAGCGAGCAAAUGAGGAAUACCUGCUCCGAAUUGCACACGCUACGGGUGGGUUCGUCUAUGCAUCGAGGGACUUCGAGGGGACGCUCGCAAAGGUCCUGGGGCCGCGGGCCGCACAGAAUCCCACCAAGCGGAAACUCAUCGUGGAACUCGCCCCCAGCCUGGUCCUGGAGGAUGCGCGCUACUACAAGCUUCUUACCAAGACGGGGAGUCUCCCGCUGACCAAGAAGCUGGCCGAGGUGGACGAUCGCAACGCACCGAGGAAAAACGCCGAGGGGAGGGAGAUGCUCCAGGACUACGAAACCAUCACUACGCACUGGAACGCCGAGGACGAGAACGAAGAACUCCAGAGGGACCGGACCUCUUACGCCUACAGGUUUGGGAGCGACCUGCUGCCCUUUUCUCCCCUCGACGAGGCCGGGCUCAUCCAGCGGUCGCCCGUCAAGCUUACCGUUCUGGGGUACAAGACCGAGGAAAGCGUCCCGGAGUACCUGAGGGUCGGCCCCCCCUACGUUCUCUCCGGAGAUGAAUCGCGGCGGUGCUGUGCCGCCAUCUCGGCCCUGGCAAGGGCCCUCCACCGCACCAAACAAGUGGCCGUCGCCACCUUUGUCAAGGGAGUCGAUAAAGACCCGAUCCUGUGUGGAUUGUUCCCGUUGCUAGAACCCCAGAGCGAUAGCACCGCAGAGCCCCUCCGAUUGGUCAUUCUCCAGCUGCCCUUUGCGGGCGACGUUCGGUAUCCCAUCCUCGAGGACCCGGCCGAUAUAGAGGACGGCCACGAUCCGGACGCCGCGGCGGAGGCCUGCUGCGACGACCUCAUCGAUUCCAUGAUGCUGCCGGGGGAUGCCCUGGACUACCGGCGGAUUCCGGACCAUAGGGUUCGCUCCUUCUACAAGACCGUGGUCGGCCGGGUCUUGGACAAAAAUUCUCCCGUCGUGCCGACUCGCACCGAUCCCUCGACGGGAGUCGAUUCCAUCGACACACCCCCGGGGGUAAUUGCAAGGGCUCGGCCCGCCGUCGAGGCCUUUUACGAGCGGUUUCGCCUGUCGAGAGCAGCACCGGAUGAACCGUGAGCCGUGUUCUUCACGCACGG